AGUAGUUGGAUCAGACAGACACGGCUAGGCCUAUUGAUGCAGUUCAAGAAUUGUAGGGACGGGGCUUUGUGUAGUUGCAAUUGCAAAAAGUCACUGAUAAACACAGUUUAUUCUUCAACUAGGAUGUUAAGCCUUCAAAUAAAUCGUUUUGGAUAAGAUUGGAUUGGCGUUAUCUAGAUAUCGUCGGAGAUCUGAAUCCACAAAGGAUCACCAUGUGGCUGUCAUUGGCUUGAUGUGGACCAGGAAAGGAUCUUCACCUUCUAUGCUGCACUGUCCUUCAGAGACCCAAGCAGAUCUGUCAAUCUAAUCCCUUUCUAUGGAUUAUGGACCUGGCGAAGUGAAACCCCAGAUUUGGGUCUUUGUCUAAUACUGCCUGAUAGCAGUUUCCAGAACAAAUGGCUUGUAUUGGAAAGCAGUCAUGAAAUUUGGCACUGUAAGGUGCCUGUACACAGGAUAUGAAUGCGCCUUGCCUCUGGACUGAGGACAUAGCGAAUCUUGGUGGAGUAGCUGGCGAACCAAAGGGCUCCAAUUAUUUGAUGCAGUCGGACAACCCAUUCAGCAAGAAACUCCAAGCGUUAAAGGGGUCCAUGGGACCUCCAAACGCCAACGUGCAGGGAACGCCAGCCAUGCCCAAGAUGGGCGUCCGGGCGAGGGUGUCGGACUGGCCCCAGCGAAUGGACGGCUGGGAGUCACAGCCGCCCCGCUAUGACAGCCUGGUGCCGACCUUCCAGAAUGGACCGUCAAAACUUACCACAGAGGCCAUCCUCCAAAAGAGCCAGGAGUUGCUCAAUGCCGAGUUCCCAGAGACCAGGUAUCCGCUGUGCGACCUCCUGAGCCACUCCCCCAUGAAGGGCUUCCCCGGGAUCAAGAGGAGCAACAGCGAGGUCACCAUUAGCGACAUCUGCGCAGAGGACUUGGAUCACACCACCAUCAACCCCAACACUGGGGCCACCUUGCGCCGUGAGUAUGGGAGCACGUCCUCACUCGACAAGCAGGGUCUUUCCGGCGCCAGCGAAGGCUUUGUGGGAAACCUGAGAGGCUACCAUGUGGAGGACUGCUCAGACCAACCCAGUGCGCCGCCUCCACAGAGUUUCCCGGAGCUGCUGCGUCUCAACACCACCCUGUCGCCCAGCCUACAGACGGCUGCCCAGAUUGCGCGAGGCGACAUUGUCUGCAUCCCAGGCUACGACUACGUGGACAGCUCCCUGCUCUACAGCCGUGAGCGGGAGAGGUCCUUCAUCCAACGCAUGAAGGCGGAGAAGGCCGAUACCUCCAUCUUCCGGAGGCUGCGGAACGUGAAGAGUGAGGGCGAGUACCUGGACCAGGAGGACGGAGGGCGCUUCGGAAGGCCCCUGAGCUUCCAGAAGUGCUUCGCCCACUACGACGUGCAGAGUGUCCUCUUCAACAUCAGCGAGGCGGUGGCCAACCGUGCCGACCUGGGUCGAAGGAAGAACACUACCACAGGGGCGUCGGCCGCCUCUCAGUGCCAGGCCCUGGCUUCUGGGUUGGGAGACAGUGCGACGCACAUGCCCAUCUGUGAGUCGCCCGUAGACAGCUGCGAGGACCUGGGCCACAAGGCCAGCAUGGACACAGAUGAGGGGGAUGGGAAGAGCAAUACCCUGGUACUCAGCUGCCCGUACUUCCGUAACGAGACCGGUGGCGAGGGCGAGAGGAAGGUGGCCCUGAGCAAAGCCAGCAGCGCCAGCUAUGGGAGCGGAGACUAUGCUCCUAACUAUGGGGGUGGAGGACAAGGCUACUCAGUGGAAUCAUCGCUCAGCACCCGGUGCACCAAUGCAGGAGUGUCGGUGCUCGAGGUGCCAAGGGAGAGCCAGGCCUUCCACAGGGACAUGUACAAGCGCUACAUAAUCGAACACAUCGACCAGGGGGCCUACUACUACCACAAGUACUUUUACAAUAAAGAUCACCAGAACUACUUUGGCACGGAUGAAAACUUGGGCCCCGUGGCGGUCAGUAUCCGCCGGGAAAAGCUGGAUGAGGGAAAGGAGGGAGCACAGUACAACUACCGGGUCACCUUCCGGACCAGCGAGCUCACCACUCUCCGAGGGGCCAUCCUGGAGGAUGCCGUGCCCUCCACUGCCAAGCAUGGCAUGGCCAGGGGCCUACCGCUGAAGGAGGUGCUGGAGUAUGUGGUCCCAGAGCUGAACAUCCAGUGUCUCAGGCUGGCCACCAGCUCACCCAAGGUCCCUGAGCAGCUCCUCAAGCUGGACCAACAGGGGGUGAGUGAUCAUAGACAUACAGUCGCUAGUGAAAGUUUCCACACCCUUGCUGUCUUCACAUUUUGCUGGCUUAAAAUUGAAUCUAAAAGGAAAUAA
Molecule: messenger RNA, 2333 nt
Organism: Coregonus clupeaformis (lake whitefish)
Lineage: Eukaryota; Metazoa; Chordata; Actinopteri; Salmoniformes; Salmonidae
Product: signal-induced proliferation-associated 1-like protein 2
Exons: 4
Coding region: 456-2333 (625 amino acids)
Biological process (GO): activation of GTPase activity; regulation of small GTPase mediated signal transduction
Cellular component (GO): cytoplasm
Molecular function (GO): GTPase activator activity
Source: RefSeq, a predicted model, not a curated record